GGACCCAUCACUACAAUCGACCUAUCCCCAGGUGCAUGACUUUGGAGGUGGGAGGAAGCCGGAGUACCCGGAGGGAACCCACGCAGUCACGGGGAGAACAUGCAAACUCCACACAGAAAGAUCCUGAGGCCAGGAUUGACAUAAUAAUUACUAAACAAUAGUAGCAGCACGGAAAUAUUCAAUGUAAAAUACAUCGAAUCAAACAAGAACAUUAGAUUUUCUUUUUUUUUGCAGAUAUAAGAAUAGUUCAUUUUCAAUGUCCUUGAACGGGCAGGUUCUUCACAUAUAGGUGAAUGUCACUAGGCCAGAGGUUCCAGAACUUUCAGAGCCUAGGCCAGUGGUUCUUAACCUGGGUUCGAUCGAGCCCUAGGGGUUCGGUGAGUCGGGCUCAGGGGUUCGGCGGAGGUCAAGACACACCCGACUCAUCGUGUAAAUAAAAACUUCUCCCUAUCGGCGUAUUACGGAUACGGCAACAGCAGAAGUCACACUGAUUUGCAGGUGUGUAAUUUGUUGUGAGUUUAUGCACUGUGUUGGUUUUGUUGUUUGAACAAGGUAAUGUUCAUGCACGGUUCAUUUUGUGCACCAGUAAUAAGACAUGGUAACACUUUAGUCACACAUUAAGAGUGUUACUAAAACGGCAUUCUUUCAUCUCCGUAAUAUCGCUAAAAUUCGUUCCAUUUUGUCCACAAGCGACGCUGAGAUCAUUAUCCAUGCGUUCGUUACAUCUCGUCUCGAUUACUGUAACGUAUUAUUUUCGGGCCUCCCUAUGUCUAGCAUUAAAAGAUUACAGAUGGUACAAAAUGCGGCUGCUAGACUUUUGACAAAAACAAGAAAGUUUGAUCAUAUUACGCCUAUACUGGCUCACUUGCACUGGCUUCCUGUGCACUUAAGGUGCGACUUUAAGGUUUUACUACUUACGUAUAAAAUACUACACGGUCAAGCUCCUGCCUAUCUUGCCGAUUGUAUUGUACCAUAUGUCCCGACAAGAAAUCUGCGUUCAAAGAACUCCGGCUUAUUAGUGAUUCCCAGAGCCCAAAAAAAGUCUGCAGGCUAUAGAGCGUUUUCUAUUCGGGCUCCAAUACUAUGGAAUGCCCUCCCGGUAAAAGUUAGAGAUGCUACCUCAGUAGAAGCAUUUAAGUCCCAUCAUAAAACUCAUUUGUAUACUCUAGCCUUUAAAUAGACUCCCUUUUUAGACCAGUUGAUCUGCCGUUUCUUUUCUUUUCUUUUCUCCUCUGCUCCCCUCUCCCUUAUGGAGGGGGAGUUGCACAGGUCUGGUGGCCACGGAUGAAGUGCUGGUUGUCCAGAGUCGGGGCCCGGGAUGGACCGCUAGCCUGUGCAUCGGUUGGGGACAUCUCUACGCUGCUGACCCGUCUCCGCUCGGGAUGGUUCCUGCUGGCCCCACUAUGGACUGGACUUUCGCUGAUGUGUUGGAUCCGCUGUUGACUGGACUUUCACAAUAUUAUGUCAGACCCACUCGACAUCCAUUGCUUUCGGUCUCGCCUAGAGGCGGGGGGUUACCCACAUAUGCGGUCCUCUCCAAGGUUUCUCAGUCAUUCACAUUGACGUCCCACUGGGGUCGUCGUUCACCCCCGGCCCGCAGUGGCCAUCGCUGCGUUGCCGACAGCACCAACCUUUACGUGUUUGGGGGCUACAACCCUGACUAUGCCGAUCCGCUGUUCAGGGAGCUUUGGAGGUACCACUUUGCCACGGGUCGCUGGCAGCAAAUUCAAACACAGGGCUUCAUGCCCACGGAGCUUGCUUCCAUGUCAGCGGUUUUGCACGGCAACAAUCUCCUGGUGUUCGGCGGCACAGGGAUCCCAUUUGGUGAGAACAGCGGCAACGACGUCCAUGUGUGCAACGUGAAGUACAAGCGAUGGUCGCUGCUCAACUGUCGAGGGAAGAAGCCCAACAGAAUCUAUGGCCAGGCCAUGGUCAUCAUAAAUGGUUUCCUUUACGUCUUCGGUGGGACGACAGGGUACAUAUACAGCACUGAUCUGCACAGGCUGGACCUGACAAGCAGGGAGUGGAUCCACCUCAAGCCCAACAACCGCCCUGAUGACCUCCCAGAGGAACGGUAUAGACAUGAGAUAGCACAUGAUGGACAGAGGAUUUACAUCUUGGGAGGCGGGACUUCCUUGACGUCUUACCCACUGGACAAGAUUCAUGCAUACAAUCUGGAGACCAAUUCCUGGGAGGAGAUUGCAACAAAACCUCACGACAAAAUAGGGUUUCCUGCUCCUAGGAGAUGUCAUAGUUGUGUGCAAAUAAGAAACGAUGUAUUUAUAUGCGGAGGCUACAACGACGAAGUGAUACUGGCUGACCUGUGGAAGCUCAAUCUGCACACGUUCCAAUGGAGCAGGCUGCCCGCUGUGAUGCCUGAGCCCGCCUACUUUCACUGCGCCGCCGUUACGCCGACGGGCUGUAUGUACAUCCAUGGCGGCGUGGUCAACAUCCAUGAGAACAAGAGGACCGGCUCUCUCUUCAAGAUCUGGCUGGCAGUGCCUAGCCUGCUGGAGCUCUGCUGGGAAAAACUCCACCGCUCUUUCCCACAUCUGGCCACCUUGCCCGCCCUGCAGCUGCUUAACCUGGGCCUCACGCAGGAACUCAUCGAGCGCUUAAAGUAAUACUUUUGGGGAGAAAAAAAAAAAAAAGGAUCCUCCGUGGACGGAUGCCCUUAAAGCCAAAAACUAUGGGAUGCCUUCUUCUUUGCUGGGUCGACCCCCCCACCACCCACCAAUGCCUUUUUUUUUUUUUGCUGCUGAUUCGGAUCACUUUGCCAAAUCAAAAAAAGAUUUCCCAGAUAAAAGAAAAAUAGGACAUGAACUAUUUUAGAGACUGGAGCAUGUGUAUUUAUUACAGAAAGGACUCAUCCAGUUUGUCCACUCGCUAAUAUGUCAGGAUUUUGAUUUUUGAAAUGGACUAUUGGAAUUUUUUUUUCUUUUCUUUUUUUUACUUUAACUGACUCACUCACAUCAAAACAGCAGAAUGUUGCUCCCUCAUUGGUGAUUAUUUUUAAGUAUAAAGAGGAAAAAAAAGGCAAACACCUUACUGUGAAUUUGGUGCUCUUUACAACUCCUUUUUAAUGUUAAGUUGAGGAAGUUGCACUUGUAGCACACAGAAACUGCAGUGCCUUAAAAUAAGUGAUUAAUGUCAAUGGGGUUGCGGCAAAGUAACAAUAGGACACUUCUACUCGCUUAUAAAUAGGUUUUAAAAAUGCUGUACUUCAAAUAAACUGCUUCGAAUGACGAUAAGCUCAUGAUGUUGGUGUUCCACUUUGUAUGCAUGUGUUUACUUUUCCUGCUUUUAUUUUCAUUCCUGCAAAAAAAUUAAGAUUUUCUUCAGUAAGUGCUGAGAAAUUAUGUACUGUAUAUGUGUGACUAUUGUGUUGACUCGAUAAAUAAAAUUUGGGUGUACACCUUUAU
Molecule: messenger RNA, 3422 nt
Organism: Entelurus aequoreus (snake pipefish)
Lineage: Eukaryota; Metazoa; Chordata; Actinopteri; Syngnathiformes; Syngnathidae
Gene: klhdc10
Product: kelch domain containing 10
Exons: 9
Coding region: 1383-2624 (413 amino acids)
Biological process (GO): positive regulation of stress-activated MAPK cascade
Molecular function (GO): protein binding
Source: RefSeq, a predicted model, not a curated record